CACACACACACGUGUGGCAAAAGCGAGUUCCUGUGCGUGCUGGAAGCAUUGGUGAAAUAUGCAUUUUUGUUGGUAGACAAAUGCUGUAGAAAAAUAUCCAAGUUGUUGUUAACAGCAUACCUUAUUAGUUCAAGAUGUCGGCCAGAGAUGCAGAAGAUGACAGACUGGAAUCAGACGAAGCGAUGAAUCUCGAGUCGCCUCCCGUUGUAACACGGACACGCAGUGGUCGUCGAGUACGGAUUCCAUCUGCUCUACUAGACUCUGAAGUGACCACUCUGUCGAAAACACCCAUGCGCCGAACAAGAAAAUCAGUUAUUCAAGAGGUACCCAUCGUGUCUGAAACACCAAACACAGAUGAAUGUCAAGCUAUUGAUGGAAAAUCGGAAUCGAUACCGACCAGAAACACAACCGAGGUGGAGGCCACUGAUCAAGUGACAUUUGCCCUGACCAAAGAAUCCACUGUUUCGCAGUCUGCAUUGUCUACAGAUAUCCCCAUGGACAGCGUCAGUGCUGAUAAAUCCGCAGGUGUGAGGUCAGAUAAGUGCAAUGAGAAGGAGAACCGUGGUAACUCUAAUGUAAGUUUAGACACAUGUCCUUUAAAUGGAGAAUUGAAGAAAAGGACUCAGGAUUCAGAAUCUAUCGUGAAACACACGCCGAUGAUACCGUUGGGAAAACCCAAAUCCGGCCGUGUCUGGAAAGACCGCAACAAGCAAAGAUUCUCAGCUCUGCUGAGGGACAAGCCAUUACGCACAUCUUGGGAGAAAAAGAUGGAGGCGAGGAGGGAGAAGGAACUUGUGAAGAAAUAUCACCAGCAGCUGAAAGAAGAGAAAGCUAGAGAGAAACAGGAGAAGAGGAAAAGGAGAGAGGAGAACCUGAAGAGAAGGGCUGAAAAUGAAAGGAAGGCAGAGAUCGUUCAAGUGAUCCGCAACACAGCAAAGAUUAAGAGAAUGAAGAAAAAGCAACUGAGGAAGAUUGAGAAGCGGGACACUUUACCCAUGAUACAAAAGUCACAACCCAGUAAUGGCAAACUGGCUGGGAAGCCACCAAAUGGGGACUGAGAGGAUACAGUGCCCUGUUAGCUUGAUAUAGCUGUAGACUGUCAGUAACAGUUGUCAGUGGCAACACAUUUGUAAUAUUCUAUAAAACAUCAGUUUGCACCUCUAACUGUCAGUGCCUAUUUUGAUGCAUAACUGAUCUGAAUUUGUCUAUUAAACAAGAAAUAUUGUGUUACA
Messenger RNA from Sardina pilchardus (European sardine), 1232 nucleotides. RefSeq names its product coiled-coil domain containing 86 (gene ccdc86). The record is from RefSeq and is a predicted model, not a curated record. The transcript is spliced from 4 exons. Lineage: Eukaryota; Metazoa; Chordata; Actinopteri; Clupeiformes; Clupeidae. The coding region runs from base 135 to 1058 and encodes 307 amino acids. Gene Ontology annotation, cellular component: nucleolus.